This is a messenger RNA of Fraxinus pennsylvanica, 1515 nucleotides long. Lineage: Eukaryota; Viridiplantae; Streptophyta; Magnoliopsida; Lamiales; Oleaceae. The record is from the annotation of a GenBank genome assembly.
AUGUCUGGUGAUGUUUGUUCUGUUUCUUCAGUCAAAGCGCUCCUUCAAGAACCGGAAAAAAACCCGAAUCCGAAACCUGACACAAACCCUAAUGUCAAGAAGAGAAGAAAUCUACCAGGAACACCAGAUCCAGAUGCAGAAGUUAUGGCUCUUUCACCAAAGACGCUCAUGGCCUCUAAUAGAUUUAUCUGUGAAAUCUGCAACAAAGGUUUCCAAAGGGAACAAAAUUUGCAGCUUCACAGAAGAGGGCACAAUCUCCCAUGGAAGCUUAAGCAAAGAACUAACAAAGAUCAAGUCAAGAAGAAGGUUUACAUAUGCCCAGAAAAGACCUGCGUUCACCACGACCCGGCCCGAGCGCUCGGAGACCUCACCGGCAUCAAGAAGCAUUUCAGCAGAAAGCAUGGCGAAAAGAAAUGGAAAUGCGAGAAAUGUUCAAAGAAAUAUGCAGUUCAUUCGGAUUGGAAAGCUCAUUCUAAGACUUGCGGUAGCAGGGAGUACAAGUGUGACUGUGGCACACUCUUUUCCAGGAAAGAUAGUUUCAUCACUCACAGAGCUUUCUGUGAUGCCUUGGCUGAAGACACUGCAAGAAUGAACUCUAUUGGAGCCAACAAUUUGAACUUCAUAAAUGAUCUGAAUGGGAAUCUGAUGAACCCUCCUUCAAAUUUGCCUCUUGGGUUAUCUGGUUCUACUGGAAUUACUCAUCUUAGCAGUGGCGGAUAUAGGCUAGACGAUGGCAGCUUAUCCACCGGGAAGCCAAGAUUAUCACUUUGGUUGGAUCUGGCAAAUUCUCAGCUCAAUCCCAUUGAUAUUUCAUCUGUCAAUUCCAAUCUCAUUAUGCCUUCAAAUUCAAGUGGAUUUCCUGAUAUGAUGCAAAUGACGUCCAAUAAUGUUUUUGGCCAAUCUUCAAUGGGAAAUUAUGCAAAUCUUUCCUUAUCGGCUUUGCCACCAACACAAGGACUAAAGGAAGAGGCAGCUAGUAGAGGGAGUACAUUAAUGGUGGAUUCCCCAACUUCCCUGUAUUCUGAAAAUCAAAACCAGCAAGCAAAAUCUUCGGCACCCAUGUCUGCAACUGCACUUCUCCUAAAAGCAGCUCAAAUGGGAUGUACCAAAAGCAAUCCAACAUUACACGAGAACACUCUAGGAGUGAUGAGUUCUUUUCCUUCAUCAUAUUCCAAUUCAGUGCAAAAUAGAAGUGAAAUGCACCAGGGUUUCGGCAAACAACAGGAGAAUUCAACCGCGAAACCCACUGAUUCUGCGAUGGGAGCUUCAAAUUUAACCUCUUCAACGAGCAGUAGAAUGAACAGCCUUGAUCAGUCUUUUCAUCAAACAGAUGGGACGCCAAGUCAGACGGCUUCCCCUAACUUGAAUUCGGGGUUGCAUGGAUUAUAUCACAGUCUAACGAGAGAUUUUCUUGGCAUGGGAGGAGAAGGUGGAGGCCCAUUCUUGCAAGAACUGGAGAAAUUUGCUUUCAUGAAUUCCACCAUGGAACUGAAUCACUUCACUUGCAAUCAGUAG